UUAAUAUUGGCUUGGAAUAAACGCUACCUGAAAACUUUGUUUCUUCGCUGCUUCACUUUCUCAUGAGAGAAAACAAGCAAUCAAUGACGGGAAAAUCUGGAAAGCAUUUCUCUCUCAAUGAGAAUUCAAAGAAAAUUACCAAACGAACGCCCCCUACCGCACACCAUGACCAGAAAAGAUCUCUAAACGGGCUUACAAUGGAGUUGAGGUCUCAAAAUGCAGCAGCUAUUUUUUUACAAUCCAGCAAUACUGGCAAUAGCAACAGACUCCCUGGUCCAGAUUGCACAGCCCAUACAGGACAUUCAAAGAGGGGUGAUUGGAAAGAGGAGGUCUAUCAAAAGAUUAAAGCCAUGAAAGAGAUGUAUUUACUGGAAUUAAACGAAACGUAUCAGAAAAUAUCUGCUAAACUGCAACAACAUGAUUCUCAUCCUCAACAACUAAAGUGGGAACAGGUUGAGAAGCUGGAAAUUUUUAAGACCAUAUUGGAGCGUAUUAUAACAUUCUUACAGGUGUCCAAAAGUAAUAUCUCACCUGAUUAUAGGGAAAAGCUGGGUUCCUACGAGAAGCAAAUUAUCAAUUUUAUAAAUGCAAAUAGGCCCAGGAAGCCUGUUUCUUCACUGCAACCAGGGCAACUUCCCCCACCUCAUAGGCAUUCCAUGCAGCAGCCACAGUCACAACUUACUCAAGUUCAGCCCCAUGACAAUCAAAUGAACCCACAGAUACAAUCAAUGAACUCACAAGCCUAAGUGUGUGGUCUUCGGCAACAUUAAGAGUUGGAAACACUUUGUUUAGCUGGGAAUUAUUAUGACUAUGUUGAAGGCCUUGAGAAGCAUUAUAAAUUUACUACAUAUAUAGACUUGUAGCCCCAAAUAGUUUUGAUAUCAUGAUUCUGAGUUUCAAAGCUGAAACUAAAUAAUGUGGAUGGAUAUGAUCCUAAGACUUUUAAAAUCUUAAGAUUGUCAACUGAAUUGUUGUAUGAUUAUAGACUGCAACUUAUCAUAAAGUGUAUUUGAGAGUGCUUUGAA
Messenger RNA from Pistacia vera, 1025 nucleotides. RefSeq names its product mediator of RNA polymerase II transcription subunit 15a-like. Lineage: Eukaryota; Viridiplantae; Streptophyta; Magnoliopsida; Sapindales; Anacardiaceae. The coding region runs from base 63 to 746 and encodes 227 amino acids. The record is from RefSeq and is a predicted model, not a curated record. The transcript has 6 exons. Gene Ontology annotation, molecular function: chromatin DNA binding; transcription coactivator activity.